CAAAAUUUAACAAAGUACUGGUUUAGUUAACAGAAAGUCCCCAUCUUUAAUCACAAAAGGCAAGCCUUUUAGCACUGUAAUCAGAGCACCAAUCAGAGAGAGUUAACAUGAAGAGGAGGGACUGAAGAGACAAAAGAGGAAACCACCCUGCCCCACAGUAUAACCUGUGCCCUGACAGACAUGUCACUUUAGAAGUCGCUUCACAGUCAUGAUGCGAGGUAGCUCAUCGUUCGCCUUGGAGAAUAUUCACUAAACAUCUGACUUUUGAUUAUACAUCUACACCUUCAGACAUGAUCAGAAUCAACAACACCCAAUACUUCCACUUCCUGGAGCAGGCAGAUGCCUUACGCCGCUCAGGGUCACUCUGUGAUGCUAUAAUUUCGGUAAAGAGUCAAACUUUCAGGGCUCAUCGUCUAGUACUAGCCUGUGCUAGCAGAACUUUAGCACAGCAGCUAGCCCGCGGAGACAUAGACAGCCCUGUAUGCUGCACUCUAGAGUAUUUUUCACCUCACACCUUCCAGCAAGUUCUGGAUUUCACCUACACGCAAGCUCUUGAGGUCUCUGUGGAUGAUCUGCAACUACUAUUGAAAGCUGCACAACUGCUGGAGAUGCAGCCACUGGAGGAUCAGUGCAGGAAGCAGCUGGACAUUCUUGACUGCAGAGCAGAAAAGCAGGAAAAAAGAGACAAAACCACUGAUGUCAAAGUAGAAAAGGAGACUCCAGAGGGACAAGAUCAACAUUCAAACGCAAGUCCAUUUAAUGAGGAUAAACUGCUUAAGAGGUCCUUCCCUGGGAAUGAGGCAGGCACUGCCAUGGAAAACCUUUCACCCUCUACUCCUACUAAGACCCACAGCAGUCCAUCACCCCCAAGAAAGAAGGCCAAACUGUCCCCUAUUUCAGAACCAAUUCACAGCAGAAACAGUGCUGUUGCCAAGCCUGCUAGUAGCAAUUCCUCUUUCUCUUAUCCAUGGACUUUCUCUACAAACAUGUGGGACUCUGUGAGCACCUUGCGGCGAAUAGCAGAAAACUAUCCAAGCUUACUUGCAGCUCACCCUCUUCAGUCACCCAACCAGUCCUCUAUACCCUACCCAUACUCUCUCUCCAGUCCCCAAAUGUUCCCCCUACUAAGUUCUCAUUUUCAAACCCCAGGUCAGAACCCCAUAAUGGGCUACUCAGGCUUCCACCCCCGCUAUGCACAAAACAUUUACACUGGUCCGACUCGAAUGGGAAACAUAAUCAAACAGAGCCUUUUAAAAAGAAAAAGAUCUAGCCAGAAAGCAUUUCCUGGGACUGUUCAACCUGGUGAACCAAGUUACCCCGAAGUGUCCAAAGCCAGCAAAGACAGAGGUCAAGACUGCCAACAUUGCAGUCUACGCAAUGAUCCGGUGCUGCGGGAGUCAGUCUCCACACAGUUAGGCAAAACCUGCACAGGAUGUCGGUUCUGCGGACGAGGAGACGUUACACCGCAUGAAUCAGAGACCAGAGGAGACCACAGAGGAGAAAAACCCUAUCAGUGCCAACAUUGCCCUAAGAAGUUUAGUCUGAAACAUCAGCUGGACACACACCACCGAGUACACACUGGCGAAAAACCAUUCGAGUGUCGCCUCUGUGGUCAACGUUCACGGGACUACUCGGCCAUGAUCAAGCACCUGCGGACUCACGGCGGGGCCGCGCCAUACCAGUGCACAGUGUGCCUGGAGUUCUGCAGCAGCCUGGUCGCCAUGCAAAGACACAUCAAGAGCCACGCAGUGCAAGACUUCCCCCCUGACUGGAGCAUCAACAGCACCUACCUGUAUAUCUCCCACAUCUGAGCCACGCCUCACAAUCCAACUGCCUCCAUCGACGCGAAGUUCUCAAGAGUGUAGCUGUAAUGUGCCCCUCUCAGCUAUAAUCAUUACAUAGCCUACACACAGCUAAGCAUCAAUUAUAUUUCUAAAGGUAAAAUUUAAAAAAAAAAAGUAUGUAUGGUAAUGUUUGAGAAAUCUAGAGGGCCAUUAAACACUUACCCCUAAGUGAAAUGCAAGAUUACAAACUGGAGUGUAGCAAUAACUUGUAUACAAACUGCAACUGUUCUGUAUUCGCCGUCAAAACUACAGAUCAGAUCAAUACAGCACUAAUUUCCAGUGAUAUGUCAGAAAAAGAUAUUGAAAGUGUCUACCAUGCAUUAAAGCCACAUCAACAGCUUAUCCUCAUCGAAUGACGCAGGCAUCUUCUCUCCGACUUUCAUUAUCACUUGACUGUUGUAUAAUCUUUGUGUGUCUGACUUAGGUUUACAGCACCCUCUUGAGGAGAACCACAGUAACAUUAUGACAAAUUUCAACUGAAAUAUGCAACAUAGUGUCCACAUCUAUCUUAUUCUGGACAGAAAGAAAGGCGAUUUCUCCAGAAACAAUCAAGAUGAGUUUAAGCUGUAGCAGUACUGGUGAGAGAACUGGCAGCAAAAAUGUUAAUAUACAAAAAACAGUUUAAAGGAGGCUAAAAUUUAGCAAAGAUGACACCAGUCCUCUCAUUAAUAGUGACUAGUUAGCUUAUAUUAUCAGUAUUAUCACAGAGCUUUUGCAUCUAUACCAAGCUUGAUAGUGAGAAUAGUUGAGCGCUUUCUUUUCUUUAUUUGGACGUGCUGUAGUAAAAGUCACUGAGAGGUAGGCCUGCCAACUUAAAUACCUCCAUAAAAGCUCCAUACAAGUUUCAGGAUUGAAAUUAUUACAUACAUAUUAUGUAUGUUUGCACACUGCUUCCUGGAAUGAGCUUUCAGUGAAACUCUUGGGUCUGUUUCCAUCAAAAUGUAUUUGUUAAUUUGUACAGCAUUAUCCUAAAUGUGUAUUAGCUGUGAAAUAAAUAAAUAAACAUUAUUCAUCUUUCACUCUAAUUUUUUUUCAUACAGAUGUUGAUGUAAAUACACAUAGAUAUAAACAUAAAAUGCAAAGUGCAAAAUCUUUACAUUAAUUACACAUAGCAAGUACCCUUAUUUUUCACCUUAUUUUUAAAAAAUACAUAAAUACAUACGUUGACG
Haplochromis burtoni (Burton's mouthbrooder) is the source of this 3013-nucleotide messenger RNA. It is a transcript of the gene zbtb32, whose product is annotated as zinc finger and BTB domain containing 32. Bases 291 to 1811 code for a protein of 506 amino acids. Gene Ontology annotation, biological process: regulation of transcription by RNA polymerase II. Gene Ontology annotation, molecular function: DNA-binding transcription factor activity, RNA polymerase II-specific; RNA polymerase II cis-regulatory region sequence-specific DNA binding; protein binding. The transcript has 5 exons. The record is from RefSeq and is a predicted model, not a curated record. Lineage: Eukaryota; Metazoa; Chordata; Actinopteri; Cichliformes; Cichlidae.